CAUAUCCAGUCGACGACAUAUUUGGCUUUAGUCCACUAGUACAGACCGAUUGAAACGCACGAGAUGAGUGAAACGACAGCCCGCGGUGAAAGUUUUUCGUACCAGCCGUUGGAUACAGAACAGGCGAAUGCACUUGGUUGCCCUGCGGCACAAACGUUCGUCAAGGUAAAGUUAAAGCAGAUUGCAGCCUCUGAGAGCCCAUUCGCCGACGGUCAACCUUGGGAACCGAAACCAUGUGUCUUACCACAAAAAUAUCAACAAUUUGCGGAGCGUGUGCGAAAUUUCCCUGUUUACGAUGAUGAUGUUUGGAUUAUUACGUUUCCGAAAUGCGGCACGACAUGGACUCAGGAAAUGGCUUGGUUGAUUGAUCAUGACUUGGAUUUUGAAACGGCCAUCCGUGAAAGUAUCAACACUCGAUCGGUGUAUUUGGAAAUUUCAGGUAUUGGGAAGAACAUACCCAUAGAUUCUGUAGCAUCAGCGGCAAACAAAACACGUCCUCGUCACAUCAAAUCACAUCUUCCGUUGGCAUUGCUCCCAAAGCAACUAUGGACCGUCAAGCCAAAAAUCAUAUACGUAUCGCGAAAUCCCAAGGACGUCGCCGUUUCCUACUGGCAUCAUUAUCAAAUGAUCAUGGGCUAUCGCGGCCCGAAGGAGAAUUUUUAUGAAGCUUUGCUUGACGAUCAGGUAAUUUAUUGUCCGCAAGUUCAGCACGUGUUGGAUUUUUGGCGCUUACGCGAUAAAGAAAAUGUACUGUUUCUGACAUACGAGCAAAUGAAACGCAAUCUACGGGAGGUGCUCCCUACAGUUUGUGAAUUCUUCGGUAAACGAUAUUCCGAACAGCAGUUGGACAUACUAACACACCAUUUAUCGUUUGACGAGAUGAAAAAAAAUCCGGCCACAAACAACUCGGACAUGACAAAAAGAGCGAUGGAAAUGAACGGCAGAAAAGGGGAUACGUUUGAAUUUAUGCGGAAAGGUCUGGUCGGUGAUUAUAAAAAUGAGCUCUCACCAGAACUAAUCGUUCGUUUUGAUCAGUAUAUUGAAAAGGAACUCAAGGAAAGUGAUUUCAGAUUCGAACAGUGAUAUUGCAAGAUUACGUGCAGAAGACUUAAGAUUGGUGGCCCAAGAUCUAAGUACCCGAAAAUGUAUCAGGAAUGCAACGACACAAGCAAAAAUCCUUAAACCUGUGUACCUAUUUUGAUCUAACUCGAUAGUAAAGAAUGAAAAUGCUUUUUCUAACGGUGGCGGCGUAGAGCGGCGCGGAUCAAAACUUUCCCUCGAACAUUUCCUAAAGCAAUCCUAAAAUACAUUUUAAUAACUUAAUUCUGUAACCAGCUUAUUGAUAUAAAGUGCACAGUGAAUUUUCUCUCUGUAAUUUUCCGAGGAAGUGUGCGUUUUAGAAUGUUAAAAA
Armigeres subalbatus is the source of this 1411-nucleotide messenger RNA. Its product is annotated as luciferin sulfotransferase-like. The transcript is spliced from 4 exons. Gene Ontology annotation, molecular function: sulfotransferase activity. NCBI's taxonomy places the organism in Eukaryota, Metazoa, Arthropoda, Insecta, Diptera, Culicidae. Gene Ontology annotation, cellular component: cytoplasm. The record is from RefSeq and is a predicted model, not a curated record. Gene Ontology annotation, biological process: sulfation. The coding region runs from base 64 to 1083 and encodes 339 amino acids.